Micropterus dolomieu (smallmouth bass) is the source of this 4021-nucleotide messenger RNA. Its product is annotated as SWI/SNF-related matrix-associated actin-dependent regulator of chromatin subfamily E member 1-like. Lineage: Eukaryota; Metazoa; Chordata; Actinopteri; Centrarchiformes; Centrarchidae. The transcript has 11 exons. The coding region runs from base 298 to 1773 and encodes 491 amino acids. Gene Ontology annotation, molecular function: nuclear receptor binding; nucleosomal DNA binding. Gene Ontology annotation, cellular component: SWI/SNF complex. Gene Ontology annotation, biological process: negative regulation of DNA-templated transcription. The record is from RefSeq and is a predicted model, not a curated record.
UAAAGCUGAUUCUGAAACAAUAAAUAGUUCCCACUCCAGUCCAUUUGCUGGCGGUAAUGCACCUCUGAGCUGGUUUGCCAACCGCCACUAAACAAUACAGAAGAAGACGUUCCCACUCCAGAUCAGUGGGUGGCGGUAAUGCGCCGAAAGCUGUUUGGCAACCGACGAUCAAACCAAAAGAAGAAAGAAGAAGCGUGAGUGAAAGGCGGAACAAGCGGCCCUACAGGGGGAACAAAGGACCAUUGAGUUAACUAGUAUGGGAAAAGCCUGCUCUCCGUAGCCCAGUCUGCAGCCGCGAUGUCAAAACGACCAUCCUACGCCCCUCCCCCUCCCCCCGCCCCGACAACACAAAUGCCUUCCACCCCGGGGUUUGUGGGCUACAACCCUUACAGCCAUCUGGCCUACAACAACCUCCGGCUGGGAGGGAGCUCCGGAGGCUCCAGCAGGAACUCCUCAGGCAUCACCGUGCCAAAGCCUCCCAAGCCUCCAGACAAGCCACUGAUGCCUUACAUGCGGUACAGCCGGAAGGUAAGCAGGAAGGUAUGGGACCAAGUGAAGGCAUCCAACCCGGACCUGAAGCUGUGGGAGAUUGGAAAGAUUAUCGGAGGGAUGUGGAGGGACCUGACUGACGAGGAGAAACAGGACUACCUGAACGAGUAUGAAGCUGAGAAGAUUGAGUAUAACGACUCUUUGAAGGCGUACCACAACUCGCCAGCCUACCUGGCUUACGUCAACGCCAAGAACCGGGCUGAGGCUGCUAUGGAGGAGGAGAGCAGACAGAGGCAGAGUCGUAUGGACAAAGGAGAGCCGUACAUGAGCAUUCAGCCCGCUGAAGACCCUGAUGACUACGACGAUGGUUUUUCAGUGAAGCACACAGCAGCCGCUCGCUUCCAGAGAAACCACCGGCUCAUCAGUGACAUCCUCAGUGAGAUUGUGGUGCCUGAUGUCCGCUCGGUGGUCACUACAGCCCGCAUGCAGGUCCUUAAGAGGCAGGUCCAGUCCCUUAUGGUGCACCAGAGGAAGCUGGAGGCAGAGCUUCUGCAGAUAGAGGAUCGCCACCAAGACAAGAAAAGACGCUUCCUGGAGACCACCGACUCAUUCAACACUGAACUCAAGCGGCUGUGCAGUCAGAAGGUUGAGGUGGACAUGGAGAAGCUAGCAGCAGAGAUGGCUGCUGCUGAAGAGGCGGCCAGGCGGCGGGCGGAGGAGAGAGAGCGCGAGGUGGCCGAGCAGGCAGAGAAAGCUGCUCAGCAGCAGCAGCAGCAGCAGCAGCAGCAGCAGCAGCAGGAGGCUGCUGGAAACAAAGCUGCUGAGCAGAGCAGUGCUAAUGCUAGCAACACAGCUGACCCCAGCUCAGGGACCAAGGAGGAGGACAAGCCCACACCAAUGGAGACAGAUGAGGCACCGCAUGCAGAGCCCUCCGCAGACCCCCAGCCUGCUCCACCUCCUCCAUCUGACCCCUCCUCUUCUGCCUCUGAUAAAGCGACCCCUCCCCCUGAGCCCCCCAGGGAGAGCAGCACUCCUAUCAGCAGCGCCCCCAGUGAAGACAGCAGCAGCAGCAACAACAGCAUGCCCCCUCCUUCCUCAGAAAGCACCCCCGGAGCGGCAGCCCCAGCAGCCUCCGAACCCCCAGCAGCGCAGGAAGCCAAUCCCAGCGCCGCUAACCCUAAUGCAUCCGCAGCACCUCCACCGCCUCCUGCCUCAGAAGAAGGAGCCCCUCCACCACCACCUCUGCUACCCCCCAGCCAGAGCAACCAACAGUAUGAAAUGUAAUAGUCUGUUAGAUACAGCGGUAGCUAUAGACGUCCUCCCCGUGCUGCCGCUCUCCUGCUUUCCUCCUCUGGAUGGCGUAGCCGCGCUGUAGUUGUGCAGCAGUUGUGGAAGAAGUGGGACUCGUACGGUGGCUCUAAAAACAGAUCUUGUGAAUGAGAAGUGCUGAAUGGGUGAGGGUCUGAUAGUAUGCUCAAUAAAUAAUUAACAUGUAUUUCACAUGAGUGAUGUAAGGGGUUCAUCAUCCAGCCUCAUAUAGCUGGACCAAACAAGACCCUGUAGGUGAAAGUAGGAUUUCCCCCUUAAAUCUGCAUAAGUUUCCUUUUAAAUUUACCCAGCAUGCCUGGUUUGAUGUGAGUGAAUGAAUUGAAACGUCACCAAAGAGUACAACAUUUGAUCUGACUGUUUGUUUGUGCUCCAGGUACAGUACCAGCCAUUCCUCUUUUCUCAUCAUGUCACUAGGUUUUUUUUUUUUUUUUAGGAGACAAGUGGUCUGUGUUAACCUCACUGGCUGCUCAGACGUCAUGUACAGGUGUCUUAACUCAACACCUAACCUCACUGUUACCUCUGUCUGCUUCUGUUUAUUUACCAAAAUCUAUCAGUUAAUCCUCAGAUACGUUUCCAGUUGGCGGGGUCCACUCACAACAUUAGCAUCUAAACUGACCUUUGACCCCGACUAUCUCUGCCUGAGUUGGCCUAAAAUCCAACGUCAAAACAGAUUCUCCAUGGCACCGCAACAAACGAUCAUUUUCAUUAACAAUUAGUCAAUAAAAUGUAAAUGUCUUGAUUUGUUUGACCAACAGAGAUUCAGUUUAAGUUGACAUAUAACAGAGAAAAGCAACAAAGUCUCACAUUUGAGACGGCCGAGUUGCAGAAGAUUUGGAAUUUCACAACUUUUGCUUGAAAAAAUGAUUGAAACCACCAAUCAGCUGUCAAAACAGUUGGUGAUUCACUUCCGAGCUGUAAUUCUACACCACCGUGCUACUGUGCGACUUUAACUCGUUACCCGCUGCCUCGCUCCCACUGUUUCAAGCUGCGACGAUGUGUUAUUCCAAAUGACGGGUCUUUGACAGGAGGUGCUUGUAGGGAGAAGCCGUGCUGAUGGCUGUCUUUCAUCCACAUGGUUCAAAUGCAAACCUCUAACAACCCACUGCGUAGACUCUGGAUUGUUGGAUGUGGCGGAAAUGUUUGUAUUCCAUACCUGUGUAGUGCUCAGCGUGGAUGUAUAAACCUUUAAAAUCAGCCCUUCUAUAUAUUUUUUUUGAAAUGAGACCACAGCUGCAAACUCAAGGGGUUUUAGUACGUCCCAUAAUUUAAUGUUCAGACUGAAUUGUCUGAAAGCUCAGUGUAUGUUCUAGUGAUAAAGGGCGACCUCGCAUGAAAUAAUAAUAAUCAAAACCAUGAAAGCCCCUUCCCCCCCAUUUAAAACCUCAGAUUUUUGUAGUUCAUAAGUUCGUGUGAUUUGCAAAAACUACUACUGUUACUACUACUUUGUUUUUAGAGUGGAACCUUUUUAGAUGAAUACAGUUGAAUUCAGCCUUCGUAUUGACCCUGUACUUCUGACUUACAUGCCGUUUCUAACAUGUUUCAGUUUGACUGGGGGGGGACUCAUCUUGUGGCAGUGCAGAUGAUUGUUUCCAGGUGUGACGUGAGCAUGGAUGAAGGCACAUUUUAAUUAUUUGCGCACCCACAUUCUGCAUGCUAAAUACUAACCAUAAACCUGCAAGCAUUUGAACAUUUACUGAAGUCUUGUUCAAAGAGUUGAGGCUGAGGUAAACUGUUUGAAAUGUAAAAAGUGCGGGGCAAAACACACAAGGUGUGCAAGGAGGGGGAAAAAAAUGAAAUGAUGGGCAUGUCUCCAAGGUGCUUUUUAAAAUCUGUGGAUGAUAAACUUGACGUGCUGUACUUGAGUGUUUCUUCCCUUGGAUUCGUCACGUUUAUGAAAAAAUAACAGACAUACUCAAUUAGCAGUUAUUCUGUAAGAGCUUCUCUACAAGUUGAGGUUACUUUUUUAAAGACGUUCCUCCUUUAGACUGCAUAUUCCUGUUGACGCCACGAGCAUAAAGUUCAGCAGAGACAUGCACACGCUACCCUCAUCCAAAUGUAACCUCAGUUACUUGUGCAUUUAAAGGACUGUUUUUUUUACUUGAAUUGGGACUGUUUUUAGUAAUAUGCCUCUGUUUUUUUGCAUCUUUCUUUUGUACUAUCUGAACUUCUCUAUCCAAAUAAAGAUGAUUUCUCAGUCUUUCAA